Molecule: messenger RNA, 381 nt
Organism: Rhagoletis zephyria (snowberry fruit fly)
Lineage: Eukaryota; Metazoa; Arthropoda; Insecta; Diptera; Tephritidae
Source: RefSeq, a predicted model, not a curated record
AUGGACACCAGCCUCUCCAGCAACGUCAUCGACACCAGCGAACAGGUGGACUUUUGCGACCGGUGUGGCUCGGUGCUGCCGCUGCCCUCCUACCUCGACGAGAGCCGUUUUGUGCUCUGCCCCAUCUGCAAUCUGCAGGUGGAGGCGAGCACCUUCAACGGCCUGAGCACCUUCACGCGGGUGCACUUCAACGAACGGGAGCUGGUGGCGAGGAAGCGGAAGGCCAUCGACGCCGAGGGACCGGUGGUGGAGCGACUGUGCGCCCGAUGUGGCCACGACAAGCAGUCUUUUGCGACGCUGCAGACGCGCUCCGCCGACGAGGGCCAGACUAUCUUCUACACCUGUCUCAAAUGCGGCGCCAAGGAGAAUGAAAACUCCUAA